Echinops telfairi (small Madagascar hedgehog) is the source of this 570-nucleotide messenger RNA. Its product is annotated as kallikrein-9. Gene Ontology annotation, molecular function: serine-type endopeptidase activity. The coding region runs from base 1 to 570 and encodes 189 amino acids. Lineage: Eukaryota; Metazoa; Chordata; Mammalia; Afrosoricida; Tenrecidae. Gene Ontology annotation, biological process: proteolysis. The transcript has 4 exons. The record is from RefSeq and is a predicted model, not a curated record.
AUGGAACAGAUGGGGUACCUGUGGGUUCGCCUCGGGGAGCACCACAUCUGGCGGUGGGAGGGUCCGGAGCAGCUGUUCCGGGUCACAGACUUCUUCCCCCACCCCGGGUUCAACGGAGACCUCAGUGCCCAAGACCACAACCAUGACAUCAUGCUGAUGCGCCUGCCCAGGCAAGCACACCUGGGUCCUGAAGUGAUGCCCCUCAACCUCAGUGAGACCUGUGCCUCCCCAGGCACCCAGUGCCUCAUCUCAGGCUGGGGGGCUGUGUCCAGUCCUAUAGUAGAGUACCCGAAAACCCUGCAAUGUGCCAACAUCAGCAUCCUAGAGACCAACCUCUGCAGCAGGGCAUACCCAGGCCACAUCACCAAGAGCAUGCUAUGUGCCGGCCUCUGGGAGGGCGGCCGAGGCUCCUGCCAGGGUGACUCUGGAGGCCCCCUGGUUUGUGAUGGGACCCUGGCCGGUGUAGUGUCUGGGGGCUCAGAGCCCUGCUCCAGACCCCGGCGCCCCGCCGUCUAUACCAGCGUAUGCCACUACGUGGACUGGAUCCGAAAGACCAUGGAGGAAAACUGA